Molecule: messenger RNA, 952 nt
Organism: Gopherus flavomarginatus (Mexican gopher tortoise)
Lineage: Eukaryota; Metazoa; Chordata; Testudines; Testudinidae
Product: collagen alpha-1(V) chain-like
Exons: 7
Coding region: 14-952 (312 amino acids)
Biological process (GO): translational elongation
Cellular component (GO): nucleus; cytoplasm
Source: RefSeq, a predicted model, not a curated record
GCCCCCCUCGGCCAUGGCCCGCGCCAGGCGCCCCCGGGUCCCCGGGCUGCUGCCUCUGCUCCUGCUGCUGCCUCUGUGCGCACGGGCAGCAGAGCCAGUGGACGUGCUGAAGGCACUGCAGUUCCAGGCCCAGCCGGAUGGUGUGCGGAAGACGAUGGGGUUCUGCCCCGCCAGGCGGGCAGGGAUGGGGCCGGAUGUGGCCUACAGGAUAUCACGUCAAGCACAGAUCAGCGCCCCCACCAGGCAGCUCUUCCCAGGGAAGUUCCCGGAGGAUUUCUCCAUCAUGGCCCUGGUGAAGGCCAAGGCCGGGAGCCAGGCGUUCCUGCUCUCCGUGUACGACCAGCACGGCACCCAGCAGCUGGGCGUGGAGCUGGGGCGCUCGCCCGUCUUCCUCUACCAGGACCAGAGCGGCCGGCCCGCCCCCGAGGACUACCCGCUCUUCCGGGGCAUCAGCCUCGCUGACGGCAAGUGGCACCGGCUGGCGUUGAGCGUGCGCAAGCAGUCGGUGACGCUGAUCCUGGACUGUAAGAAGAAGGUGACGCGGCCGCUGCCCCGGGGCCCCCGCCCGGUGAUCGACACCCGCGGCAUCACUGUCUUUGGCACCCGCAUCCUCGACGAGGAGGUCUUCCAGGGUGACAUCCAGCAGCUGCUCAUCGCCCCAAACCCGCAGGCAGCCUACGACUACUGUGAGCACUACAGCCCUGACUGCCACGCCCAGCCCCAUGCUCCCCAGGCACAGGAGGCGCAGCGGAGACCUGCCAGGCCCGAGGUGAGGGACGUGGGGCAGACCGAGCAGUACUUUGAUGAAAUGGAGUACUAUGAGUACCCCGACUCUCACGGGAAUAAGGAGGAUGGGAGCGCACCCCUCCCCACGCUUUCGGGGGGCAAAGUGGAGCAGGUCCCCAAGGUGGAGAGGCUCCGGGGCGACCCCUGGAGAUUUGGGGUGCUCUGA